Cotesia glomerata is the source of this 1915-nucleotide messenger RNA. RefSeq lists its product as uncharacterized. The record is from RefSeq and is a predicted model, not a curated record. The coding region runs from base 321 to 1511 and encodes 396 amino acids. The transcript has 5 exons. NCBI's taxonomy places the organism in Eukaryota, Metazoa, Arthropoda, Insecta, Hymenoptera, Braconidae.
CGGAGCUGUUUAUUUUAGUUCAGUAAAACUUCCGCGAGAUGGAUAAAACUUUUUAUUUAUUCAUGAAUAAAGUUAUCUUUUAAUCAUUAUUUGGUUCGGUAUUAUGUGAGUAGAGGUAUGAAGGGCGUUGUUUACAUUUGACAAUCCAACCCUUAUCCCGCAUGGCCGUCUGACGCUCUAAUUAUUUUUAAUCUUUCAUUUUCAUUUCAUUUUAUUUUUUUUCUCCAUUUUUUUUUAUUUUGUUUAAUUUGUUUUAAUAUCAAUAUUAAUUUUCAUUUUACACAAAUUGUUUAUUUAAUAUUUUUCGAUUUUGCUUAAAAAUGACGAAUUCUAAAAUUGCCACAUCAACAACACCAACAAGCAAUGGCAAAUGUAUGAUUGAUAAAAUUGGAGAUUCUGGGGGCUUAUUUGAUCUUUUAGUGCGUCCGAUGUUUCAGCAAGGCCACGAAGGUGAACUUUGCAGUUGGUUGAAAGAGUUUAGCCUCAUAAGAACGACGUUAGGAUGCCAACAGCCCGAAUGUCAGGGUAAAACUCUAGCUUGGAAUACAGCUCGGGUUAUCGAUAGAUACACGUGGGUUUGUCCUACGUGUUCUAAAAAACAAUCUAUUAGAGAAGGUUCUUUUUUUAUGGGAGUUAAAGGGGAUUUUAGAACGUGCCUUCAACUUAUUUUAGCUUGGUGUCAGGAUAUUCCGACAGACAUUGCAGCUAAUAAUUUUGAAAUUAAAGAGCAUGUAAUCAAAAAAGUUUAUGAGAGAUGUAGCCAAGUCGCUGAAUUUUAUGUUAACUCUCACCCAGAAGAUUUUAAACUUGGUGGCUCAGGUUGCGUUGUUUUAGUUGACGAAUUUCCUAGUGGUUAUAUGACAGACAUAACUCCUGAUGUAACUACUACAAGGAAACGUAAUAAUAAUUCACAACCAAUUAUUUGUAUUGCUGAAGCAAGUCAUUUGCCUCCACGAAUGUGGUUGCAUAUCAUCAAAGCUUUACCUGAGCCACCAAAGAUGAAAAUCAUCAAUAAUAAUAAUAUUAUCAACAAUCAUAUUAACAACAUUAGCAGUAACAAUAACAAUAGUAUUAUUAAUAAUAAUAACAAUAAUAAUACUAUCAUUAAUAAUAAUAAUAAUAAUAUCGAUCCACAACAACAAAAAUCUGGAAUGAUUGAAGAAGCAAUAAAACAAAUAGUAAAUCAAGUCUUACCUGGAAGUUAUAUUGUAGCUAAUUCUCGAGCUCGCUGUUGCAAUUAUGAAGCACUCCAAGAUUUAAAGCAAUACAGAGUUUUUAGUGUUGAGCACUUACAAAAAUUCGAUACUCCGGAUACUCAUAAACUUUUAAAUAAUCUUGCCACAAUAUGGCAAACCGGUCUUGGAGUUUGUGAAGAAAUUCAAGAAUCAACGCGUGGAGCUGCCAAGCAAAUAAUAACAAAUCAUUUAUGGAGACAAAGGUAUGGAUCAAUACCUUCAGUAGCCUUUCAAAAUAUGCUCAAUCAUAUUGUCGAGUGUUACCGUUUCACUUGAAUAUUUUGAUAAUUGAAACUUAAAAUGAGCAAUAGCCUUUUUUUAAGGCAUUUUAUUUUUACUAAAAAUUACCAUUUACUUUUUUUAUAUUAAAAAAAAAGUCUUCCAAGUGAGCUUCGGAUGACGUUUGAGACUGACUCAAGUGCCUCUCGUACAGCUAAUUGAUAUUUUAUUAUUCUGAGAGAUUAUUUAGUAAAAAGAAUAUUUAAUAUUAAUGUCAUUUUACUGAAAUUAAUUAUUGGAUCUAUCAUUGAUAUAUUCUGUUAACUUUUUAAUAUUUUAUAUUAAUAUCAGCAAGUAAUUAACAGAUUUAUAAAAUGCUGAUUGCAAUUAUUUUGAAUACAACGGCUUUUAUUAUUUAAUUAUUUUAUCUAUUUUAUAAAUGCACAAUGUUAAUUUUAUUA